ACUUAAGUAAGACUGAGCCUAGUUUCACAAUUUAGGGUUUAGCUGUUUUGGGGUUUUGGAUAGAGAAGAAGAAGAAGAGUGGAGAAAGAAAGAAGCACAAAAAUCAGAGCGUCCACAAUAAUAAACAGGAAUGGAGCACGGUUCAGUGAGGGAUCCAAGCAGCGCAACCUUCUGUUUUGUAGACGAAGAUCAUACUCUCGCAAACUCUGUCAGAUUCGCCUUGAAUCAAGAUCCAAGGGUAUCAUUCUGUGGAUACAGCAUUCCUCAUCCUUCUGAUGCUAAGGUUAAUAUUCGAGUACAGACUACAGGUGAUCCAGCUAGGGAGGUGUUGAAGGAUGCAUGUCAGAAUUUGAUGGUGAUGUGCCAGCAUGUCAGGAGCACUUUGGACAAGGCUGUUGAUGAUUAUAGAAGCAAUCCCACAGAUAUGGAUACAAAAUAAUGGUUGAGAUUGAUGUAACCGACUGAGAUCUUGACAUGUAACCUACUUUUUAUGAGUGUAGCUGAAUAUAUUUGAUCUAAUUUAGUCAGUGAUUCUUAUA
Molecule: messenger RNA, 539 nt
Organism: Populus nigra (black poplar)
Lineage: Eukaryota; Viridiplantae; Streptophyta; Magnoliopsida; Malpighiales; Salicaceae
Exons: 4
Coding region: 131-439 (102 amino acids)
Biological process (GO): DNA-templated transcription
Cellular component (GO): RNA polymerase I complex; RNA polymerase III complex
Molecular function (GO): DNA binding; protein dimerization activity; DNA-directed RNA polymerase activity
Source: RefSeq, a predicted model, not a curated record